GGACACAGCAGAUCACCGAUCAACAGAAAGAGCCGAAGAUGUCGGCUCGGUCAUGUGAUCAGCUGUGUCCAACCACAGCUGAUCACAUAGGGGACAUGUACACUGAUCAUCAGGGCACUGAUGAUCAGUGUGCCCUGAUGAUCUGUGUAGCCCCAGCAGUGCCACCUGCCAGUGCCCAUCAGUGCCACAUCAAUGCCACAUUUCAGUGCCUACCAGUGCACAUCAAUGCCACAUAUCAGUGCCCAUCUGAGCUGCCUUUCAGUGUCACCCAUCAGUGCCAGUCAGUGCCACCUAUCAAUGCCAGUCAGUGUCACCUAUCAGUGCUGCCAAUCAGUGCCACCUAUCAUCAGUGCCGCCUAUCAGUAUGCAUCAGUGCCACCUAUCAGUGCCCGUCAGUGCCACCUAUCAGUGCCGCCUAUCAGUGCCAUAUAUGAGUGCUGCCUUUCAGUGCCCAUCAGUGAUGCCUAUUA
This is a messenger RNA of Staurois parvus, 470 nucleotides long. Lineage: Eukaryota; Metazoa; Chordata; Amphibia; Anura; Ranidae. The record is from the annotation of a GenBank genome assembly.